Messenger RNA from Carassius auratus (goldfish), 3925 nucleotides. RefSeq names its product tenascin-R. NCBI's taxonomy places the organism in Eukaryota, Metazoa, Chordata, Actinopteri, Cypriniformes, Cyprinidae. The coding region runs from base 16 to 3150 and encodes 1044 amino acids. The record is from RefSeq and is a predicted model, not a curated record. The transcript is spliced from 19 exons. Gene Ontology annotation, molecular function: protein binding.
UGCUUUUUGAUCAGAAUGAUUCAUUUUCAUGUGAUAUCCUCAUUCUUUUUAUACACAGUGUCACCUCCUAUGAAUCUGCAAGUUCGGGGAGUGUCCGAGAACAGCAUUGAUCUGGAGUGGGAGGGGCCUGUGAUCCUGACAGACUUUCUCAUCACUUACGCACCCACAACCCCUGGUGGAGUCCAACUGGAGAUCCGAGUCCCAGGAAAUGUUACCAACACCACCAUCAAAGGAUUGGAGCCGGGUCUGGAGUACACCAUCAAUGUGUACGCGGUGAUCGACAACAUCAUCAGUGCCCCACUGAACACCUUAGUCUCCACCUAUCUCACGAAUCCAGACGGUUUACUCUUCAAAUCCAUCAUGGAGACGUCCGUGGAGGUUCAGUGGCAACCCUUAGACUACUUGUUUGAUGGUUGGGAAAUAAGCUUCAUUCCCAAGGACAAUGAUGGAGGGAUGACAGCACAACUACCCAGUACCAUCACGUUGUUCCACCAAACAGGGCUGCGGCCUGGGGAAGAAUACACUGUCAACCUUGUAGCCUUGAAAGACCAAGGAAGGAGCCAGCCUGUUACUGCAACCAUUAUCACAUUGAUUGAUGGGCCAACACAACUUGUUGUACGAGAUGUCUUAGACACGGUUGCCUUUGUGGAGUGGAGCCCACCCAAGGCUAAAGUGGACCAGAUUUUAUUGCGGUAUGGGCUGGUAGGGGUGGAUGGACCAAAGACCAUCUUUCGCCUGCAGCCUACUCUGAGCCAGUACUCCCUCCAAGUCCUGAGGCCUGGAUCCACGUAUGAAGUAUCAGUCAGUGGAGUCCGGAAUGGCACUGAGAGUGAAGCCAUUUCCACAGAGUUUACAACAGAAAUCGAUGCACCAAAGAACCUGAGAGUGCUGUCAAAAACUUCCACUAGCCUGGAGCUGGAAUGGGACAAUAGUGAGGCAGAUGUAGAAGGCUACAGGGUGGUUUACAGCACACUGGCUGGUGAUCAGUAUGACAAAGUCAUUGUCCCACUCAACGAUGGCGCCACCACCAAAACUACUCUCACUGAUUUACUGCCUGGCACAGAGUAUGGCAUAGGAAUUUCAGCAGUUCUAGGUGCCAACCAAAGCACCCCAGCUACGAUGAAUGCCAGAACGGGUCUGGAUGUCCCCUUGGAUUUGACUGUCACAGCCUCAACAGACAACACCAUUACCCUGUUGUGGGGCACAGUGCAGGGGCCUAUUGAUCACUACAGGGUGACCUACACUUCCUCCACUGGAGUGACAACUGAGCUGACGGUGCCCAAGGAUGUCACCACCACCACACUGACAGGUCUAGAGCCUGGCACUGAGUACACCAUUACAGUUGCAGCACAGAGAGGCAGGCAGAAGAGCACUGCAGCCACUAUUGAUGCCUUCACAGGGUUCCGCCCUAUCACACAGCUCUUCUUCUCUGAUGUCACUUCUGAUUCAUUGACUGUGGCAUGGAGUGCACCGGCUCCGCCUGCUGACGCAUUCAUCUUGAACUACAAUGCUCAGGACUCCAGAGAUGAUUCUGAGAUUGCUCUAGACGGGUCCAAAACCGGUAUCACCCUCACUGGUCUCCUGCCCUCCAGGCGGUAUACUGUUACCUUGGUUACCAUGCAUGGCAAUGUGACCUCAAAGCCAGUUAUUGGCUCAGUCACAACAGGAAUGGACCCUCCCCGAGAUAUGACUGUGCUGUAUGUCACAGAGGAAUCUGUAACCAUUUCAUGGAUUCAACCAUACGCACCCUUUGAUUACUACAAAAUGUCUUACCAAUCACCAAAAGGUAGGGUGGAUAAUGUGGUGAUUGACAACGAUGUCACCAACUACACCUUAAGUAGCCUCCAUCCAGCGGCGGAGUAUGAAAUCAAGCUGAACGCAGUGAGAGGAAGCCAAGAGAGCAAGGUCAUCACCACUACUGUCUUCACAGCUAUGGACAUGCCUAUGGACCUCACUGCGUUGAAUGUUACACCUCAGGGGGCUCUGCUACGUUGGAACCCCCCUGUUUCCAGUGUUGAUAACUACGUGGUCACCCUCACCCGUAACCAAGUUAUGGCAGACACCUUCUUAGUGGAGGGUAACAAGCAGGAGUACCAGCUGAGUCAGCUCAUCCCCAGCACCACCUAUUCAGUGGCUCUUUAUGCCACUAAAGGUCCUCUCACCAGUGGCACCGUCAUCGCCAACUUUGUCACACCCAUGGAUGCGCCCCAGAACCUGACAGCUAGUGAGAUUAACCAUCGAAGUGCCCUCAUAUCCUGGCAGCCGCCCAUCGCAGACAUCGAUAACUACAUGCUGACCUACAAAGCAGCGGAUGGCAGUCGAAAGGAGCUGAUCUUAGAUGCCGAAGACACAUGGAUCCGUCUCGAGGGGCUGGCGGAGACCACUGAAUAUACUGUGAGACUGCAAGCCGCUAGAGGAUUAGAGACCAGCGCCAUUGUUUCUACAUCUUUCACAACAGGAAACCGAUUGUUUCCCACGCCACAGAACUGUGCGCAACACCUCCUUAACGGAGAGACACUGAGUGGAAUUUACACCAUAUACAUCAACAGAGACUUCAGCCAAGGUGUGCAGGUUUACUGCGACAUGAUCACCGACGGAGGCGGCUGGAUAGUGUUCCAGCGACGUCAGAACGGUUUAACUGAUUUCUCCAGGAAGUGGAGUGACUACAAGAUCGGCUUUGGCAACCUGGAGGAUGAAUUCUGGCUCGGCUUGGACAGCAUUAUGAAGAUUGCAGCUCAAGGUCGUUACGAGCUCCGCAUUGACAUGAAAGAUGGCCAGGAGUCUGUAUAUGCCAACUAUGACAGGUUUUCCAUCGGAGAUUCCAAGAGCCUCUACAAACUGAGGAUAGGAGAGUAUAAUGGCACUGCAGGUGACUCUCUAAGCUACCACCAGAGCAGACCGUUCUCUACUAAGGACAAGGACAAUGAUAUCGCCGUCACCAACUGUGCAAUGUCCUACAAGGGAGCCUGGUGGUACAAAAACUGUCAUCGAGCCAACCUUAACGGCAAAUACGGCGAGUCGAGACAUAGUCAGGGUAUAAACUGGUACCACUGGAAAGGCCAUGAGUUUUCCAUCCCUUUUGUGGAGAUGAAGAUGAGACCUUUCAACUACCGCAGCAUCAGUGGCAAGCGGAGGAGGUCCACCCAUUAAUCUACCCUCCUACUAGCGGUUUCUAUUUUUAGACAGGGCAAGGAGGACAGAAGGAGCGAUGUAACUUAUUUAAAUCUUUGAAUGACAAAAUCUCUUUGACGAAUGUCUGAUGUAAAUUGUUAACCUUGAGGUUCGGUGACUUUCUUAUGUGUAAUGCUUUUUGUUAAGGUCUGGGAGAUUAAAGACUAGGUAGGCUUUGGUAUUUUUAGCACAUGUGCAGUAUGAGGCAUGUGGAAAGAACCUCAUCAUUGUGAAGAAAAGAGAUCAGUUCUCCCUUUGAGAUUAAUGAUUUUAGAAGAAAAUGAAUGCCCGUUAAAAUGAGAUGCUUAUAUUUUUAUAAAUGAUGAGAAAUACCUUUAAAAAAAAAAAAGUAACUGAAUGAUUUUUGGUCAGUUUUGAUUCAUGUUCAUGUGUCCCAUUACAGUGUUAUAUUUUUCAUUUACUGCACCCUGAAGCCAACAAUAUUUGUUUUAGUGUUUGUAUUUUCAUCUCCUAUUUAAACUUGCAUUAACAGUCGGCCAUUGUACUGUUGCAGCAUUGCAGCAAAUGCAGGGUUUUCUGGAAAAGAUGAGACAAAAACACAAAAUGUUGUGAUUAUUAUUUUUGAAACCUCGGAAACCAAAGAUUUUUUCAGUAUCUGGGGUCAAAACAGAUUGAUCUAAAAAAAAAAAAAAAAAGGAAUAAUCACACGAUUUUCAGUCCCAUAAUGUGCCCCGUAUUUGCUGAUUAGUAAUACUUUUAAAUCAUCCCACAUCAGUUUUUUAAGGUAUAAAAU